Messenger RNA from Ectocarpus siliculosus, 402 nucleotides. The record is from the annotation of a GenBank genome assembly. Lineage: Eukaryota; Phaeophyceae; Ectocarpales; Ectocarpaceae.
AUGGAUGAGAGGGACGAGGCGGAAAAGGAGGCGGUUGAGGGCCGGGGUCUUACGAAGUCGAAGAUGGUCACCGUCUUGGGCUUUUUGCCCUUCGGAAAGCACGGCUUCCGCCGGCGACGAGCGAGGGAGCACGUGGCUGCGCACUUGGGGGAGGCGACGCUCUCCGUCACGAACAAGGGAGACCUGGAGGUCUCCGUGGACGGAUCCAUCGUCCUUCGGAAAUCCAGGCCUUCGUGGUUCGGGUUUCGCCAGAAGGACUCCACGUACGAGGUCCGUGUGACGGAGGACGGGGUUGCCGUGUCGCGAGGCGGCAAGUACGACUGGGGCAUCCAGGCCCGGGAGCCUCUAGCGCAAGUCGUCCCAACCACCAUUUGUUUUUUCGACAAGUACCCAAACGUUUGA